Molecule: messenger RNA, 2163 nt
Organism: Nicotiana tabacum (common tobacco)
Lineage: Eukaryota; Viridiplantae; Streptophyta; Magnoliopsida; Solanales; Solanaceae
Biological process (GO): proteasome assembly
Cellular component (GO): cytosol
Source: RefSeq, a predicted model, not a curated record
CAGUAAACGACACUGGAGACUGGACAUUGCGAGUGUGGCGCAAGUAAGCAGAGUUUUAAAAACCGAUUCAGCAGUUCUCUCUCUAUUGUACUCUCUAAUCCUUCUCAUUUCCGCUGCAAAAAAUAACAAUGGAGGAAGAGUACUCAGUGGAUCCAGCUCAGUUACUGGAAGCUGCUACUGACUUUGCGUAUUAUCCUGGCGCUCAUUCCGAUGCUUCAGCUCAAGACUUUCUCAAUCGAUUUCCUCUUCCUGCCAUUAUCAAUGCUUUGCAAACAAAAGCAGAACACCCUGGCCUGGAAAAUGCGUUGGUUGAUUGUUUAGAAAGGCUUUUCAAGACAAGAUAUGGAGCAUCACUCAUUCCACACUACAUGCCAUUUGUAAUUGUUGGUCUGGGUGCAGAGUCUCAAAAAGUCAGACGUUUAGCUUGCCAAACAGUGUCUUGUCUUUUGGAGAAUAUUGAUGAAGCUAUUGUUGUACAACUAAUUCAUGAGUAUGGAGUUUAUCAACUUUUGCUUAAUUGCCUCAUCAGUGGGGAUGAGGAAGUUGCUGCCACAUCUACAGAUGCAGUUAGGAAACUGGCUAGCCAUUCAAAAGGCAUCGAUAUCAUAUUUCCAGAGAGUGGCAAUGAAGCGACAAACCUCGUGAACUUGGCAACCAACUGUUCACCUCUGGGAAGAGUCAGAGUCUUAGCUUUGAUAGUGAAGUUGUUCUCCAUUUCCACUUCUGUGGCAUCAAGAGUGUAUAAUUCAAAUCUUCUUAGCCUGGUGGAGGUAGAAAUUAGCAAUGCAAAUGAUACAUUAGUCACUUUGAGCAGCUUGGAACUCUUAUAUGAGUUGGCUGAUGUUCAGCACAGCACUGAGUUCUUGUCAAGGACAAAACUUCUCCAAAUUCUUACUUCAAUUAUUAGCGAUGCUUCUGCUGAAUCGAUCUUGAGAUCAAGAGCAAUGAUGAUAACUGGAAGGCUAAUGGCGAAGGAGAAUGCCUUUGUAUUCAUCGAUGAAUUUGGUAUUAGAAAUCUUAUUUCAGCCAUUGACAGAAGAUUCAAUUUGUUAGAAAGUGAAAAUGCAGAUGAGUGUGAAUGCGCCCUUGAAGCACUGGGACAAAUUGGAUUCUGGUUGCUUCAUAAUAUUCUCAGAAAGUCUCUAUUCUGUCCGCUUGUUCUUGAUAUGCCUAUGCUUCUCAAUAGUAAAUACUGGUUCUUGCAUUCAUACAGAACCAGCAAAGGGGCAGCAUUGCUUCUCUCAGGUGCACAACCUGCCGGAAGACAUGUCAUUUAUGCAGCUUUUGAUCGGCAACAGCAUGGUAAACAGCUGGCGGCAUUGCAUGCUCUUGCAAACAUUGUUGGAGAAACUCGUGCAGAAAAUGAUGUAUUGCUGGAUGGUGUUGCAGAGGAGAGUCUUCGGCGUCUGAUCUAUGAAACAGCAUCCAAGACUUCAAAGCUGACACCUUCAGGUCUCCUCUUAUCAGUCCUUCAACAGGAUUCAGAAAUUCGUAAGGCGGGCUAUAGAGUGAUAACUGCGUUGGUGAUGCGACCUUGGUGCCUGAUGGAGGUUGUCUCCAGACAAGAAAUAAUAAAUAUAGCAACUGACACUUGUACAGAGAGAGACAAGAUAGGUAUGGAAGCUAGACACAAAUGUUGCCAGUCAAUCUACAAAGGUUUCACCUCAUCUAGUAAGCUGAUCGCUGACAAUGCACUUUCUGGUGUAGCUACAAAGCUGGAGGAAGCUAUCAGAAGAGGUCCUUAUUUAGGAAGAAGGCUUUCUGAAGCUCAACCUACAGUGAUGACGGAGCAGAGAUUUUAGUCUUCUCGACAUCAUAGAUACUAUCUACAAGUGUUACUUUCAGCCUUUACAUAUCAACUUUAAGAUGUUAAACCCCAGUACCCUGUAGUGGAUCAAUUAGCGGGAUAUUGUGACUUCCCUUGUAAAAAGUCCCCCUUUCUGUAGGCAAUCAGCAACAAAGAUGGUAAACUAGAUGUCUAGGCAUUUGGUUGAAACUGCAUAAGUUGGGUGUAGCUGCUCGACUUCACUAGCCUUCUACAUUUCCAAAGAUCUAAUCCAAGAGUUUUAACUGCUUUAUGCUUGAAUGUUUCAUAAUGAGUUGAUAAACGCUUGAACUUCGAGCUUGUUUAGAUGAAUCUAUGUUGAACCUUGGUUGGCUCUA